AUUGCUUUAUUAUUGACAUUAUUUGAUGAAGUAAUUAAAAUUAUUACAGGUACGUCAUAAGGUCGAUUAUUAUGAACAUAAUCCUCACUGUCGGCUCGGCUACUCAAUAUUUUAUGCAACGUGUAACGUUAGCAGUAACCAUUGCGUUACUAAUAACGUUGCUAACAUUAUUGCGUGACUUGUUCACUAAGCUAGUUACCAAUCUCCUUGAACGUCUCGCAGUGUUUACAGUUCACCAUCAUUUCAAAGAUCGAGCGACUUCAGUGAGAUCUCCACAAGAAAUAUGGGAAUUUUGGCAAGUCGAGGAAUAGAGUAUGAAGACAGCUAUCGUUCCUUUUCCGAGAAAGAGCGCCAACAACUUUUGUCCCUAUUCGCCAGGCUGGCUACAGCGAACGAGCAUGGAAUAAUGAAGGUAGAGCUUGAGCCGUUCAAGAACCAGUUGACAUGGCUUUUGCCAGAGCCCAUCAUUGACCGUUUCUUUAAAGAAAUGUGCAAUAUUCAGCGGGCUCGUAGAGCUUUGAAAAAUCCGCUGCAGAAUGGACAAGUGGGAAAGGUGGCUUUCUUUGUGUCCAUGUCUCAUAUCUUUAAAAGAAGCAGAGAAGAGAAAGCACACAUAUUUUACUACUUAACAGCUGAUGUUGAUCAAGUUGUAACCAGCGUAGAGGUAGAAGAUCUCUGUAAAACACUAUUGGAUGCCUAUGUAAUUGCAUUAAAGAAGACAAGCAUUGGUGCAGAAUGGAAGCUGCAAACAAAUGCACAAGCAAACCAUAGAUUUGCCAAAAAUGCCAUCAAAGAUCUUCUAGGGAAGAAAACAGAUCCUAGUUGUGUUUCUCCUGAGGAAGUUGUCUCAUGGUUUGGUAAGUUUCCACUGAUUGAAAAUUUGUUUCUUGCUGUGUCAAGAGCUUGUUUCCUUGAUGUGGAGAGUCUGUUAGAAGAGAAGCCUCAUGGACUGGAUGAAGGAUGUGAAGAGACAGUUGCACAUGUUCAGUAUGACAGGUCACACAUCAUAAUGCCAUGCAAGUUUGAAGUGGAUUUCAGUAAAAUUGAUUCACUGUUGGAUAUUCCAUCUAUUGUCCUCAUUAAUCAUCACUUACCGGCAUCACAGCAACAUCGAUGGCGGCUUUUGUUCUCAACUCAGAUUCAUGGUGAGAGCUUCAGUGCUUUCAUUCACCAAAUAACCAAUCAAGGACCUGUGGUAAUUGUGGUCAGAGACACUAGUGGACAUGUCUUUGGAGGGUUUGCCUCAAUGAGUUGGACUAUCAAGUCUCAUUUUGUAGGUGAUAGCUACUGCUUUCUGUUUAGCGUAAAGCCUAACAUGGGUGUGUAUCACCCUACUGGCUACAACGAGAACUUCAUGUAUCUCAAUAUGGGCAUGCAAACAAUGCCCAAUGGACUGGUAAGCAGUGCAGAAUUAUUUANAUUUCAUGUAAAAGAACCUUUCAAAAUAUCUUGUAACGUUAUAUUAGUGACGAGGAGUUGUGAAGGCCUUUUGGGAUUUGAAAUGAUCUGGGGGCUUCUAAGGUUAGGAAUUUUCUGGUGGACUGUUUUGUAA
Molecule: messenger RNA, 1552 nt
Organism: Orbicella faveolata
Lineage: Eukaryota; Metazoa; Cnidaria; Anthozoa; Scleractinia; Merulinidae
Product: MTOR-associated protein MEAK7-like
Biological process (GO): response to oxidative stress
Cellular component (GO): nucleus
Source: RefSeq, a predicted model, not a curated record